GGUGAGUCCGCCCAUAGGACAAAUGUUAGAGAACAAGAGGAGACGGCCUAGGAGAGGGACACCCGUCUUGAUAGUGAGGAGGCGGCAUGGUUAUAGUUUAUGCCGAGGUGGGAGGGGAGGGAGGCAUACAAGGCCGAGCAACGGAGGUUGAGGGACUUGGAGACCGGUGGAGCACGGGCUAGUGGUGGGCCGACCCUUGGUGUGCAUAUUGACAGUGGCGUGGCAGGGGAGUGCGGACCCGAGAGUGUUGGUGGCACAGGUGGUCAACCGCAUGGAGAUGACGUCGAUCGAGGCGAAGAUAGUGAUAGCCCGAACGACGGAGACCGGGGAGAGGCCGCAAAGGAGGAUCUUGUCGAGAGAGUCAUCGUUGGUCUUCGCACGACAGACAUGGAGGGUGGGAUGCCGGGAGGCCGUGACACUUCGUUGAUGGGGGAUGUUGUUAUGGCGGAGGAGGUAGGGUUGCACACUGACCGUCAGGGAAGUGACACUCGUGCAGGACGUAGUCCUGUCAUGGAGGAGGGCGUUGAUGCUGACGAGGAGGCACAGUCAUCCCCGCCGCGGAUACAGCGAGAGACAUGUCCAUCGUGUUCGUUUGAUGUUAGAGGGGAUGAGGCGGCAACUGUUUUCGGAGGGGGGUCGACGAGAGACAUGCACCCACCACGACCACCGUCGGUGCAUUCAUCACCAUUGUACAAGAGCAGUGGCAGCAGAGCAGCGAUUUCAGUGGCAUCGGCCAGUCAUGGGGCAUCAGGCGAUGGGUGGUCGUCUUACAAACGAGUUACGGACCGUUUGAGGAGGGAUUGCGAGAGGGGACAGGGUUUUUUUGCACGAGGUUCGACGGCGGGGGCAGAUGUUGGUGACGCGAGCAUUGCGGACCUACGACGACCCAGUGUGCACACGGCAGCACGUAUCCUGGGACUGCCGGAGAGACAGACGAGGAGGCUGGAGGUAUUCCCGACCCCAGGUGCUGUUGAUGAUAGACGUCGAGGAUUGCCUUACACGUCGGGCAAGCAGGGGCGAGACGUCACGGAUCCAUCAGUGGCCUGGAGGCUAAGAUUGCUCGUUGUGUAUCACAUGCUCGCCUUGAAGAUGGAAGUUCCAUUGUGGUAUGUCGGGGUGUACAUCCACGAUAGGCCGGAGGACGAUGACAUGGAUGCCCUUCAGGAGUCCAUGGUCUUGUGUUUGGCGUCCUGCUUCCAAGAUGCGCUCCGUGGCGGCCAGUGGUCCGAGAAGUGGAAGAUGUCUCUGUCGAGGCUGAAUAGAAUCGGUGACGCGUUCCGCCUUCUUCUCGCCGCCAACAUGUGGAUCAUGCGUAUGGGUGGCGACAACGCCCGUUCUCACUACGAGGCGUCGUACUACUCGCAGCUCGUCACGAAGCUGACACAGAUGGCGGUGGGGGCGCAGACAUUCAACUGGCGGAGGCAUAUUGUCGACUCCACGAAUGUUGUAUUGUAUCGCCUUGGGAAGCCGCCCACCCAAGAGAGACCCACCUACAUCCCGGAGUGGGCGGCUUGCGGAAUCAGCUUCAACUGCAAUGCUGGGUUGGCGGACCCUGGCGUGGAGGCAAGGAUGGAUUGGUUGGGGACGGGAUCUCUCGACGAUGAAACGAAGGACGAUGGAGACAAUGGCGAUGGAGGGUCGUGAGAAUCGUCGUAGUGCCACCUCCUCGCCUUGUCCGUGUGCGAAGUAGA
Messenger RNA from Chara braunii, 1691 nucleotides. NCBI's taxonomy places the organism in Eukaryota, Viridiplantae, Streptophyta, Charophyceae, Charales, Characeae. The record is from the annotation of a GenBank genome assembly.